Erythranthe guttata (spotted monkey flower) is the source of this 2111-nucleotide messenger RNA. RefSeq names its product pentatricopeptide repeat-containing protein At5g66520. Gene Ontology annotation, biological process: RNA modification. Lineage: Eukaryota; Viridiplantae; Streptophyta; Magnoliopsida; Lamiales; Phrymaceae. Gene Ontology annotation, molecular function: protein binding; RNA binding; zinc ion binding. The record is from RefSeq and is a predicted model, not a curated record.
AAACAAUAAAUUUCAGAAUCAUGGACGGAACAAUAUUGUCACAAAUUGAAAAAUAAAUAAAAAAUCGGAUCAAAUUUGCGGAAAAGAAAUUUCAUUCAUUUACCCAAAAAUUAUUUUAUAUAAUUUCACAACAACCCCUCUUGAAAUAUGAAUUUCGUCUCAAGCCCUCCUUUCUCUUUCCCGCUAUUCCCCAAAUUAAACCACCCUAAUGCAACCCCAUUUUUUCACCGGAAAAUCCAUCGCCCAUCUCCUGAGCAAACGUCCUCCAAUCUUUCCGAUCAAGCAAAUUCACGCGCAGAUCAUCACUCAAUCGCACGUGCUAUCACGUGAUCUUUCUCUGACCGAUUCGCUCAUCCACUGCUACCUUCACUCCAACAAUCUCGGUUCGGCGAGAAUCUUAUUCGACAACCACCCUUUGCCUCCGCCGCCGACUCUGAUAUGGAAUCUCGUGAUUCGCGCUUACUCGAAACUCCGACAUUCUUCAGAACCCAUCCGCCUUUUCCGUCAAAUGCUCGAUACUCGGUCGAAACCCGACAAGUAUUCCUUCACUUUUGUGAUCUCUUCAUCUGCUCGUCGGAGUUCGGUUGUGCAUGGGCAGAUUGUUCAUGGGAUGGUGGUGAAAAAUGGGUAUUUGCAGAACUUGUACGUGGCUAAUUCUUUGAUUAGUAUGUACGCUGUUUUUGCCAGGGUGGACGAUGCAUGCAAGGUGUUUGAAGAAAUGCCUGACAGAGAUGUAUUUUCGUGGACUAGCUUAGUCGGUGCUUAUACCAAGAAUGGGAAUAUGCAGAGAGCAAGCAAUAUUUUUUGGGAGAUGCCGUUGAGAAACGAUGUGUCUUGGGCUGUAAUGAUUUCGGGUUUUGUUAGCUGUGGGAUGUAUAAUCAAGCUCUCGAGUAUUUUCACAAUAUGAUUAGUAAAAUGAAGCCAAACGAGGCUGUUCUCGUCUGUGCUCUCUCCGCCUGUGCUAACCUCGGCUCUUUCGAUCGAGGGAACUGGAUUCACGUUUAUAUAGACAAGACACGUAUUCCGGAAACUUCCAAUAUUACGACUGCACUUAUCGAUAUGUAUUCCAAGUGUGGGAGAAUAGAUCACGCGUAUCGAGUUUUCGACAAGAUUCCGCGUCGAGAUGUUCAGAAUUUCACUAGCAUGAUAUCGGGGUUAUCGAUUCACGGGCUCGGCAAGCAAGCUAUACGCGUGUUUCAUCAAAUGCUAGCCGAAAAAUUGAAGCCGAACGAAAUAACUAUUUUGGGAGUUCUAAACGGAUGCAGCCAUACAGGUAUUAUCCAGCACGGCUCUUCGAUUUUCUACAACAUGGAGAAUUUGUGGGGACUCGUGCCCAAGAUUGAGCACUAUGGUUGUUACAUCGAUUUGCUUGGCCGUGCUGGAUUCUUGGCAAAGGCAUUUGGGAUGGUGAAAAACAUGCCGAUUAGCCCCGAUUUAGUUAUAUGGAGGGCUUUACUUAGCGCGUGCAGAAUUCACCGUAGUUCUUGUUUCGGGGAGCGUGUAAUGAACCAUUUAGAGCAACUCGACCUUCAAAGUUGUGCUGGAGGUGAUGUGCUAUUAUCCAAUUUAUACGCUUCGUUAGGAAAAUGGGAAAACGUUGCUCGAGUUAGAAAGACGAUGGGGAAGGAAAAGAACAGAUCGGAAAUAGGGUGUAGUUGGAUUGAGGUUAAUGGUUUCGUUCACGAGUUUCGAGUUGCGGAUUCGCACCAUCCGCAGAUAGAUGAGAUUCGAGAGAAAUUGAGUGAAGUACUGAAACGAGUUGGGUUAGUUGGUUAUGCAGUUGAUUCGACAAAUGCGUCGUUCGAUUUGAGCGAGGAAGAUAGAGAGCAAGCGGUGGCUUUGCAUAGUGAAAAACUAGCUGUUGCGUUCGGACUUAUGAAUACUGCGCGUGGUGAUUCUAUUCGAAUAAUGAAGAAUUUAAGAACUUGUGAGGAUUGUCAUACUGCUCUCAAAGCGAUUUCCGAAGUUUACGAGAGAGAAAUUAUUGUGAGAGAUCGGUCUCGUUUUCAUACUUUUAGAGGUGGGGAAUGUUUGUGUGUGGACUAUUGGUAGCGGUCGAUUAUUCGGACAUGAACGAGGAAUUUAUGCUCUUUUUUUCUUUUCUUUUUUA